AUGUCGUCACUGACCCGAGCAUUUACCAAGCGCCACAAGCGCCCCGAGGUGUCCGCCCCGAUGCCCUACCGGGAAGGACAAGUCAAGUUCUCCGCAGGCACCAUCAAUCGAGGAAAGAUUUCAGCGCCGGUGGAGUUGUUGUCAACGACGAACAUGCUCGCUUACAAUGCGCCCGAUCUCCAUUCGGCAGGCUCUUCAUCCACAUCAUCUCUCCAAUCUCCAGAUGACUCGGAAUUGUCUUUCGCGCAGCAGAGUUUCGGAUCGCCCAUCACAACGCCAAGUGACUCUCCCAUAGAGCCCAAUCCUCUGUCGACAUAUUUUCCCAAGCGCUCAGCAACUGUGACCAGUCAUCCCCGGUCAUCCACAUCGACUGCAUCAUCUACAGAGGCUCCAUUGGUUCCCAAGCGGGCGCUAUCUCAUACGAAACGAUCUCACCAAGAGUUAGCUCGCCAGCGUUCCAUAUCGCGGCUCUCGCCUCCUCCGCUGAAUUCGAUGCGCAGCAGUCCCGCAAUUCGUCCAGCGCAGGAAUACACCAACCCCGAACCCCACCCGUUUGGAAAGGAACUGGAGCAGGUGAAUGAGGUAGUGGAGGAGUUUAGUGGAGCCCGUGUGGUCGAUGAGGACGAGCUCUACUUACAGAACAGAGGCCUGAUGAAGUUCACCGCGGACGAGUAUUUGGUCGAGCUGGAAGACCUUUAUGGGAGCAUUUUUGAUGAUCGAAUGGGUCCGAUCGCUUCCGGACAGUGGUUAUAA
Molecule: messenger RNA, 753 nt
Organism: Aspergillus alliaceus
Lineage: Eukaryota; Fungi; Ascomycota; Eurotiomycetes; Eurotiales; Aspergillaceae
Exons: 1
Coding region: 1-753 (250 amino acids)
Source: RefSeq, a predicted model, not a curated record